AUGUCCGACGACCCCACUGCCGACUUCCUUGCCCGCGAAAAGGCCAUUCUCGGCGACAACGCCGACCUCUUCGCUCCAGGCGAGAUCCCCGGCGUGAGCUCAGGUAAUGGCGGCCAGGGCAGCGGCAUGGACGCGUUCCCGGACCUCGACGAUGCUGUCCCCUUUCCCGCAAUGCACCCGUGGAACCGCUCGCCUUGGCAGGAGCGCGGUUCGUGGCCAGACUGGAGCUCACGUUCCCCAGCGCCCGCCAAGCCCGCUAGCCCUGUCAAGUCGACGUCGCCCGUGAAGUCGGCGUCUCCCAUCAAGUCGCCCAGCGGCCUUGACGCGUUUCCCGAGCUGGACGACUUCUCCGGCGUAGGCUCGUCGCAGGUCCGCGUUACCGGCAACGUCGGGCUGGGAGAGGACGAGGAUCUCGACAAGUUCGAGAGCGCCUUCCCCGAUCUGUCAUCGGAGAUGCCAUCUGCAACAUCGCCGGCCCCAAAGCCAGUGUUCAACGCGCUGUCGGCUCAGCCAUAUGGCCAGUCUCCUUAUCCUCCAACCGCUGCCCCCCAGCCUCGCUCCGCAGCAAGCAUUCUCCCCGCGCCCCAGUUCACCAACACCCUCCCCGAGACUGAGGAGGAGACCGAGCCCAUCCGCCAGUGGCGCGAGAAGCAGGCUGAGGAGAUCAAACGCCGAAAUGCUGCCGAUCAGGAGAAGCGGGACGAGAUGGCCAACAAGGCCGAGAAGGCCAUUGACCAAUUCUACGAGGACUACAACAAGCAGAAGGAGAAGAACAUUCGGGAGAACAAGGAGCACGAGGCGAAGUUCAUCGAGCAGCUCAAGGACGACAUUGCUCGUGGCACUACGUGGGAGCGCAUUACUGACCUGAUCGGUCUCGAGAACUCGCAGUCCAAGACGAUCCGGCCGAGUGUCGCUGGCGGCUCGGACCUCGCGCGCAUGAAGGAGAUUCUUCUUGCUCUCCGCCGCGAGGGCGAGAAGGCGCCCGGCGCGACGGGCUUCUAG
Cutaneotrichosporon oleaginosum is the source of this 1002-nucleotide messenger RNA. RefSeq lists its product as uncharacterized. Gene Ontology annotation, cellular component: plasma membrane; clathrin coat of coated pit; clathrin coat of trans-Golgi network vesicle. Gene Ontology annotation, molecular function: structural molecule activity; clathrin heavy chain binding. The record is from RefSeq and is a predicted model, not a curated record. Lineage: Eukaryota; Fungi; Basidiomycota; Tremellomycetes; Trichosporonales; Trichosporonaceae. Gene Ontology annotation, biological process: clathrin-dependent endocytosis; intracellular protein transport.